Asterias rubens (European starfish) is the source of this 4020-nucleotide messenger RNA. RefSeq names its product TBC1 domain family member 23-like. Gene Ontology annotation, biological process: retrograde transport, endosome to Golgi. The transcript has 16 exons. The record is from RefSeq and is a predicted model, not a curated record. Gene Ontology annotation, cellular component: trans-Golgi network. Lineage: Eukaryota; Metazoa; Echinodermata; Asteroidea; Forcipulatida; Asteriidae. Bases 8 to 2068 code for a protein of 686 amino acids.
CAGCAAUAUGGCGGAGAACGAAAGUGACGAUAACAGUUGGCACACAGAACUUGAGGCCGCCCUUCUUGAAGGAUGUGACUUUGGAACGCUGAGAAAUAUUUGUCAGGGACGACAAAUACCCAACCAGUACAGCACAACCUGUUGGAAGAUUUGUUUGAAUGUUGUGGGUAAAGGAGACGCUUUGGCCUCCUUUGAUGGGAUCUUUGAUCUACCAGAGCAGGUCCAAAUCAGAAAUGACAGCAAAGAAUUCAUUGAGAAAUUUGACAACUCGGAUGAAGAGAAGCUGUCACUCUCCAGCGAUCUGGAGUCUGUCAUCACAUUCUUCUGCAAGUCGAAAAGCGCAACGUAUGCGCACAACAAUGGCUGGCUGGACGUGUUGGGACCCUUGGUGGCGCUUCGCAUGGAGCGUGCUGACCUUUACAACUGCUUCUAUGCUGUCAUGAGUAAAUAUGUACCAAGAGAUACAUCUAAAGAUAGUAAGAUGUUCCAACUCUUCAGGCUACUCCUUAUGUACCAUGAACCUCAACUCUGCAAUUUUCUUGACACUAAGAAGAUAUUCCCAGAUGCUUACACAUCAGUUUGGUUUUCGAGUUUGUUCUCCAGCAACUGCUCUCUGGAAGUGUUACAAAUCAUGUGGAGUCUUUACUUCCUCCAAGCAGACUCCUUCCUCUCCUUCUUCUUAGGACUUAUCAUAUUAGUAAAUGCCAAGGAACACAUUCUCACAGAGUUAGAAAACGAAGAUAGAGAGACGAUAAUCGACACUCUAGCAACCUUUCCCAAUCAAUUAGAAGCAGACGAUGUAGGAGAUUUCUUCAGCCUUGCCCAGUAUUACGCCUCCAAAACACCCCAGUCAUUUAGAAGAGAUUAUCAAGCUAUUUAUGGAAGCAGUUUAAGUAAUUCAAAGGAUGUCAGUCCAAACCUGUCUGGUGCCCUGGGUCUACAAGUCAACCCGUCUGAAUUGUUACAAGCUAUCCAGCACGGACUGAAUGAGAGUGUGAGUUAUUUUGUAGUGGAUUGUCGCCCAGCAGAGCAGUAUAACAGAUGCCACCUUGCCACAGCAUUUCACUUGGAUGCUAACUUGAUGUUACAACAGCCCACAGAGUUUGCUAGUGCCGUUAAGGCCUUGUUUACCACACAGCGGCAGGCCAUAGCGGCUGAAUCGCAAGCAGCCGGGGAACAUCUUUGCUUCUUAGGAAGUGGUAGGGAAGAGGAAGAUCAGUAUCUACAUAUGGUUGUCGCUAACUUCUUACAAAAAAAGACUCAGUACGUUAGUAUAGUUGCAGGAGGAUUUACAGCAUUAUUAAAGUUAAUAGAAAAAGAAACCUCAUCAGGUUCGGCAGAUCCGUCCCUAAAGGCUUGUAUCAUCUCCCAGCCAGAGAGGGCGGGCUCCGAUGACAGUGGGAUUGGUGAUUCUCCGCAGAAAUUCUCAGAGAAAGGAGCAGCUUUGAUGGGACGUCUGACCUCGACGCUGAAGACCAAGUCCGCUACGGUCAAGGAACGCGUCGUGGAGUUUAUCAAGAAUGAGAACAUGAGCGAGGAGAGACAUGUGAGCAGUCUUGAUACAGGAAAGAGAUAUAGGGGGAACAAGGUGCAGAAUGUAUUCAGCAUCGGGGAUGAGGACGACGAGCAAGAUAGUUUAGGUAGUGCCGCCUCAUCGGAUGAAGAGAGGAAAGAGAUGGUGAAGACGGACACCUGGCUGAAUAAACCGGACAUCCUUUCAGCGUAUCAAUGCCAAGAAGUCAAGGAUAACGGCCACACAUACCCAAGCAAUCUCCUGAUCACCAAGACGCAUCUCUACGUCUUACGAGACAAAGCAGACAGCAAAGGGUUUUCGUACAUCGUCGCCCGACGCGCCCUCUCCGACGUCGUCCGCAUCACGUCCAAGAAACGCUGCUCGGAGCUGAUCACCUUCCGCUACGGCAAGUAUAACGGGGAGGACACAGAGCUCUACGCCGUCGAUCGGCUCUACCUCCCCGAGGCGAGUGAGGCCACAAAACUAGUCAAGAGACUCAUCAUGGACGUACUGGAACCCAAAGGGAAUAACACAAGCCCCGACCCAGUCACGUAGUCUUUGACCUUUGAUCUCUCUUCAGGUCAAAGGUGAAAGUGUAAAGAUUCCGAUCGACCCUCUUGCGAACCAAAGGUUUGGUGGAUGGACAGUGGUAUAGGUUCUUGGGCCCAAUUUUUGUGUGAAAAAAAUGCUUAAUAUAUUCGAAUGAAAAACAAUUUUAUCAAAGCAAUAUUCCUGACUGUCAUGACUGUUGCUGCUGCAGCCAUUGACCAUAGCCAUUGACCAUAGCGAUAUUAUCAAACACCCAGGCUUGUCUGGUGUCGCUCUUUUGUACUUAACUUUUUCUAGCAAACAAAAAUCUGAACAAAUAUUAUGAAGAGAAACAGAAGCAACCCACGCACCCAAUGCUAGCUUGGAAGGUAUGGUGUUUUUGUGGCAGUCUAUGGUACCAGUGUAUUAGAAGAACCCUUGCAAUAUGCGCAGCCUACUCACAUGUGCCUAUCCUUGGGCUAUCAUAUUCAAACAUGCACAAAAGAGAGUUGACACCCAAAAUCACACGCAUUGUUUGGAGGCGCAUUCUGUAUUUGUGUACGAAAUCAAUAGCUCUCCUUUGCAUAACGCGAAAGGCUACAGGCACUUUUUACGAACAGAGAACACCUAUUGUCCAUUGAUUUGAUCUGAGAGUGUGACGUCUGAUGCAAUGGGUCUAUAGGGGGUUCAGAAAUUAAUCAAGCCAAAGAAGGUUAGCGGACAAAAUACAUGUACCAUGUCGUUAGCAUUAGGUCUUGAGUGGUUUCUUGCUUAUUUAUUACCUCGAAGCAGAAUUUUGUUAAGCAUUUUUUUCUGCUAGAGCAGCUCUAUGAAAUAGGACCGCUAGUGCUCAGAAAGAAAGUGGUUUAUCCUAAUCUGCUUCACUGUGUAUGUAGCUACUAAGCGUGAACGGUAAUUAGUAAGCAAAUUGAAAGCAGUUAUGAUGAAGGCCCUAUGGUGGCCACAAGAUGCCAUCAAUACUAUAAUCAAAUCGACCGUAUGGUUGUUCCAUAACAGCCACCGUACAUAAUCUUUUUAUUUAUUGAACCAAAGUCAACAUUCCACUUAUAGACUUUGAUUUGUGGGUGAGUAUUCUUGCUUUGCAUUAGAGUAGUGCCUAGAAUGUUCCCCAGUCUUAGAAUACUGGUGUCUCUUUCCACUGAAGUCAUUUUUAAAAUGAUGUCUUAAAAACAGUUACUCAAAACCUAUUUGGCAAUUGGUAUGGCACCCUGAAGUAUCGGUCAUAGCUAUAAACCAAAGAAUGUAAGACAACAAAGCACCAGAUUGAUGUCGUUUUGUGUAGCCUCCUAGAAAUGUUUAGUUCAGUUGGCAUUUUUCAACCAAAACUAAGAUGGAAGAAAGUUUUGCGAAUCUUGUAAAGAAGGCUUUGGUUUAGUCGGCCUUUUCAAGAUUGAAAAUUAUAUUUAAAACUAUUUAGUUCAAUCUCACAAAACUGAUAUCAAAGAGACCCCCCUUCGACAAAGGUCACAUCGCUGUCUUGGAGUCAUUACCAUGUUCUCCUCAGAGGUAUGGUCAGAACUCUUGAGAGUUUCUUGGUUUUAAUUAUUCAUUAAUCAAAUGUUCGCACAAUGUAAAGUUUGUAUUCCCACCUCGUCACCGGUCGAAUUACCGUAUCUUUAAAUUCUCUCAACAUCAACCAAUAAAUAUUUUCUUGAGUGUGAUAUUUUAAAGAGAGGAAAACAAAAGUUAACUGCAGAAAAGACAGUAUCAGACCCAGGAUGCAUAUUUUCCCAAUGAGCAUUUCGAGAAUUUAAUUAUUGAAAUGAUUGUAAAGAUAAUGAAACCAAAAGAAGCAACAACCUCUUUUAUGUUUAAAAUUAUACAAUUCCUUCUGAAAAUGUCUCAUUUGUUUUUGUUUUUGUCACAAAUUUCACAACAUAUUCAGAUUGGAAAUUUUUGUUAAUGAGUCCUAAAAGAUCUGUCAGUUCAAAGAGUUGUUGUUUUCAAUUGUCAAUUGA